Suncus etruscus (white-toothed pygmy shrew) is the source of this 1866-nucleotide messenger RNA. RefSeq names its product adenosylhomocysteinase like 1 (gene AHCYL1). The coding region runs from base 55 to 1647 and encodes 530 amino acids. The transcript is spliced from 17 exons. Gene Ontology annotation, biological process: L-methionine cycle. The record is from RefSeq and is a predicted model, not a curated record. Lineage: Eukaryota; Metazoa; Chordata; Mammalia; Eulipotyphla; Soricidae. Gene Ontology annotation, cellular component: cytosol.
AGCAAGAAGAGGAAGAAUUGGGGUGGCGGGGUCAGGCCGGCUGAGGAGGGGGGCAUGUCGAUGCCCGACGCGAUGCCGCUGCCCGGGGUCGGGGAGGAGCUGAAGCAGGCCAAGGAGAUCGAGGACGCUGAGAAGUAUUCCUUCAUGGCCACCGUCACCAAGGCGCCCAAGAAGCAAAUCCAGUUUGCUGAUGACAUGCAAGAAUUCACCAAAUUCCCUACCAAGACUGGCCGAAGGUCUUUGUCUCGUUCCAUCUCUCAGUCCUCAACCGACAGCUACAGUUCAGCUGCCUCUUACACAGAUAGUUCUGAUGAUGAAGUUUCCCCCCGAGAGAAACAGCAAACUAAUUCCAAAGGCAGCAGCAACUUCUGUGUGAAGAACAUCAAGCAAGCAGAAUUUGGACGACGGGAGAUAGAGAUUGCAGAGCAAGACAUGUCUGCUCUGAUUUCACUCAGGAAACGUGCUCAAGGGGAGAAACCCUUGGCUGGUGCUAAAAUAGUGGGCUGUACACACAUCACAGCCCAGACAGCGGUGUUGAUCGAGACUCUGUGUGCCCUGGGGGCUCAGUGCCGCUGGUCUGCUUGUAACAUCUAUUCCACCCAGAACGAAGUAGCUGCAGCUCUGGCUGAGGCUGGAGUUGCAGUGUUUGCUUGGAAAGGCGAGUCAGAAGAUGACUUCUGGUGGUGUAUUGACCGUUGUGUGAACAUGGAUGGGUGGCAGGCCAACAUGAUCCUGGAUGAUGGGGGAGACUUAACCCACUGGGUUUAUAAGAAGUACCCAAACGUGUUUAAGAAGAUCCGAGGCAUUGUGGAAGAGAGCGUGACUGGUGUGCACAGGCUUUAUCAGCUCUCCAAAGCUGGGAAGCUCUGUGUUCCAGCCAUGAACGUCAAUGAUUCUGUUACCAAACAGAAGUUUGAUAACCUAUAUUGCUGCCGAGAAUCCAUUUUGGAUGGCUUGAAGAGGACCACAGAUGUGAUGUUUGGUGGGAAACAAGUGGUGGUGUGUGGCUAUGGUGAGGUGGGAAAGGGCUGCUGUGCUGCCCUCAAGGCUCUCGGAGCCAUCGUCUACAUCACUGAGAUCGACCCCAUCUGUGCACUGCAGGCCUGCAUGGAUGGGUUCAGGGUCGUAAAGCUAAAUGAAGUCAUUCGGCAAGUGGAUGUCGUAAUAACUUGCACAGGAAAUAAAAAUGUGGUCACGCGGGAGCACUUGGAUCGCAUGAAGAACAGUUGUAUCGUGUGCAAUAUGGGCCACUCCAACACGGAAAUCGAUGUUACAAGCCUCCGCACUCCGGAGCUGACUUGGGAGCGUGUCCGUUCUCAGGUGGACCAUGUCAUCUGGCCAGACGGCAAACGCGUAGUUCUUCUGGCAGAGGGGCGUUUGCUCAACCUGAGCUGCUCCACAGUUCCCACCUUUGUUCUGUCCAUUACAGCUACCACUCAGGCUUUGGCACUGAUAGAACUCUAUAAUGCACCCGAGGGACGAUACAAACAAGAUGUGUACUUACUUCCUAAGAAAAUGGAUGAGUAUGUCGCCAGCUUGCACCUGCCAUCAUUUGAUGCCCACCUGACAGAACUCACAGAUGACCAAGCGAAAUAUCUGGGACUCAACAAAAAUGGGCCAUUCAAACCCAAUUAUUACAGAUACUAAUGGACCAUACUACCGAGGACCAGUCCACAUGAACCACACAACGCUCUAAGAAAUAUUUUUAAAGAUAACUUUUAUUUUCUUCUUAUUCCUUUCCUCUUGAUGUAUUUCUCUUAUCAUUUUCAUCCUUGUUUCCAUUUCAUUGUUCCAGUUCUACAGACCACAUGGGAACUUGCUUUCUGGCUCCUUAUAGCUGAAACUGAAUCAGGGUUCCUCACCCUA